Castor canadensis (American beaver) is the source of this 1764-nucleotide messenger RNA. It is a transcript of the gene Zwilch, whose product is annotated as zwilch kinetochore protein. The record is from RefSeq and is a predicted model, not a curated record. Gene Ontology annotation, biological process: mitotic spindle assembly checkpoint signaling; protein localization to kinetochore. Gene Ontology annotation, cellular component: RZZ complex. Lineage: Eukaryota; Metazoa; Chordata; Mammalia; Rodentia; Castoridae.
AUGUGGCAGCGCAUGAACCGAGCGGCUGAGGAGUUCUACUCUCGCCUCCUGCAGGAAUUCAAUGAAGAAAAGAAAGGAAUCUGUAAAGAUCCAUUUAUUUAUGAGGCUGAUAUCCAAGUGCAACUGAUCAGCAAAAGUCAACCAAAUCCUCUGAAAAAUAUUCUAAAUGAAAAUGACUCAGUAUUCAUUGUGGAAAAAGCGGCUUUUGAAAAGGAAGAGACGAGUUAUGUUGAAGAACCACCCUCUGAAGAAACUGCUAUUUCUGACUUCUCUACUGGUGAAGCUGUGGGGCCAUUUGCUUUACCAGUUGGGAGAGCAAGGCAGAUCAUUGGACUUUAUACCAUGGCUCACAAUCCUAACAUGACCCAUUUGAAGAUGAAUCGGCCAGCUACUGCUCUUCCUCCCCUCUGGGUGAGAUGUGACAGCUCAGAUCCUGAAGGUACCUGUUGGCUAGGAGCUGAGCUUAUCACAACAAAUGACGGUGUUGCAGGAAUUGUCUUGUAUGUGGUCACUUGUAAAGCUGAUAAAAAUUACUCUGUAACUCUGGGAAACCUAAAAAAUUCACACAAGAAAAGACACCACUUGUCUACUGUAACAGCCAGAGGCUUUGCCCGGUAUGAGCUGUUUAAGUCCACUGUCUUGGAUGAUACAGUCAUCCCAUCACAAACUGCCAUCACUUUGGAUAUUUCUUGGAGUCCCGUGGAUGAAAUCCUUCAGAUUCCUCCACUCUCAUCAACUGCAACUCUGAAUAUCAGAGUGGAAUCAGGAGAGCCCAGAGGUUGUCUGAAUCAUCUUCACAGAGAACUGAAAUUCCUGCUUGUUUUGGCUGAAGGUGUGAGGACUGGUGUGACUGAGUGGCUCGAGCCUCUGGAAGCAAAAUCUGCUGUUGAACUUGUGCAGGAAUUUCUGAAUGACUUAAAUAAGCUGGAUGGAUUUGGUGAUUCUACAAAAAAAGACACAGAGACCAUGAAGCAUGACACUGCAGCAGUUGAUCGAUCUGUGCUUAUCAUAGUGCGAGGUGAUCUCGAUUUUGCUGAACAACUGUGGUGCAAAAUGAGCAGCAGUGUGGUUUCAUACCAAGACUUGGUGAAGUGUUUCACGUUGGUCCUCCAGAGUCUGCAGCGGGGUGACACACAGCCAUGGCUCCACAGUGGGAGUAAUAGCUUGCUUAGUAAGCUCAUUCAUCAGUCUUACCAUGGAGCCAUGGAUGCGGUUUCUCUCACUGGCACUGUUCCACUUCAAAUGCUUUUGGAAAUUGGUUUGGACAAACUAAAAAAAGAUUACAUCAGUUUUUUCAUAGGUCAGGAACUUGCAUCUUUAAAUCAUUUGGAAUACUUCAUUUCUCCAUCAGUAGAUAUACAAGAACAGGUUUACCGUGUUCAAAAACUCCACCAUAUUCUAGAAAUAUUAGUCAGUUGCAUGCUUUUCAUUAAACCUCAACAUGAGCUGCUCUUUUCUUUAACACAAUCAUGCAUAAAAUAUUAUAAACAAAAUCCUCUUAAUGAGCAACACAUUUUUCAGCUGCCAGUCAGACCAGCUGCUGUAAAAAAUUUAUAUCAAAGUGAGAAGCCACAGAAAUGGAAAGUGGAAAUAAGCAGUGGCCAAAAGAAGGUUAAAACAGUUUGGCAGCUAAGUGACAUCUCACCUGUAGACCAUCUGGAUUUUCACAGGCCUGAUGUUUCUGAAUUAACACUGAAUGGUAGCCUAGAAGAAAGAACAUCCUUCAUAAGCAUGGUGACCUGCAGCCAGGUGCAUUUCAAGUGA